AUGGAAUCUGGUAGCAUCGCCACGAAAGCGGCCUCUGGCCUCCGCUACGACCCCAACUGGUGGAAGGUCGCCUCGCAGGCCGAAGCGCCGCCGCCGCCCGAACUCGACGACGUCUUCAAGCUCCGGGCCUUCGCCGAGGAGCUGGUGCACGGCAUAUCCAAGCGCGAGCCGUACCCGGACGCCGUCGAGGAGACCAAGACGGAGCUCGACAGCCCCGACGGCAGCCACAAGUUCACCGUGAGCCGGUUCGCGACGGCGGAGCAGCGCGCCCCGCCCGAGGAGGGCGAACCCCCGCGGCCGGCGGUGCUGUACCUCCACGGCGGCGGUAUGGUCUCGUGCACGGUGGAGACCGUCGCGCCGGCGAUCGCGCGCGGUGUCGCCGCGACCGGCGUCCAGUACUUCGCCGUCGACUACCCGCUGGCGCCCGAGUUCCGGGCCCCCGCGGCCGUCGACGACGUCUACGCCGCGCUGCAGUGGCUGUCGCGGGGCGCGGCCGGCAUGCACGUCGACCCGGCGCGCAUCGCCGUCAUGGGCGACAGCGCGGGCGGCGGGCUCGCCGCCGGCGCGGUGCUCAUGGCCCGGGACCGCGGCCUGAGCCCGCCUGUCGCGAAACAGGUCCUGGUGUGCCCCAUGCUGGACGACCGCACGCGCUAUCCCGACGGCUGGCCGCUGCUGGACUUUGUCACCUGGACGGCGCGAGACAACGACCUGGCGUGGGACGCGUACCUCGGCGCCGAGAAUCGCGGGAAGCCGGGCGUCUCGGUAUAUGCGGCGCCGGGGAGGGUCGAGGACGCUGCGGGUCUGCCGAGCACCUAUAUCGAGGUCGGGGGGCUGGACCUGUUCCGCGACGAGGACAUGAGGUAUGCGCUCAAGCUGGCGGAGGCGAAUGUGGAGGUGGAAUUCCAUCUGUACCCCGGUGUGCCGCAUGGGUUUGAGGGGGGCGUAGGCUCGCACGUCGUGACCAAGGCCCUCGAGGGCAGGAUCCGGGCUGUUCAGGCGGUGUAG
Messenger RNA from Phialemonium atrogriseum, 1005 nucleotides. RefSeq names its product alpha/beta hydrolase fold-domain-containing protein. Bases 1 to 1005 code for a protein of 334 amino acids. The record is from RefSeq and is a predicted model, not a curated record. Gene Ontology annotation, molecular function: lipase activity. The transcript has a single exon. Lineage: Eukaryota; Fungi; Ascomycota; Sordariomycetes; Cephalothecales; Cephalothecaceae.